Messenger RNA from Setaria italica (foxtail millet), 1164 nucleotides. RefSeq names its product probable calcium-binding protein CML32. The coding region runs from base 54 to 644 and encodes 196 amino acids. Gene Ontology annotation, molecular function: calcium ion binding. The transcript has a single exon. The record is from RefSeq and is a predicted model, not a curated record. NCBI's taxonomy places the organism in Eukaryota, Viridiplantae, Streptophyta, Magnoliopsida, Poales, Poaceae.
GUGAUAUAUUCUGACACCAACAGAGGAGAGGAGAGAACCAGCAAGCGUACGCCAUGGCGGGCACGAACCAGGGCGUGGUUGUGGUGAAGCCGGCGCUGGCCAAGGGGACGCCGUCGGCUUCGUUCCGGCUCCGCAACGGCAGCCUGAACGCGGUGCGCCUGCGCCGCGUGUUCGACCUCUUCGACCGCAACGGCGACGGCGAGAUCACGGUGGACGAGCUGGCGCAGGCGCUGGACGCGCUGGGCCUGGACGCCGACCGCGCCAGCCUUGCCGCCACCGUGGGCGCCUACGUGCCCAAGGGUGCCGCGGGACUGCGCUUCGAGGACUUUGACACGUUCCACCGCGCGCUCGGCGACGCCUUCUUCGGCGCGCUGGCGGACAAGGACGACGCCGCGGAGGGCGGCAAGGGGGGCGAGGACGAGGAGGAGAUGCGGGAGGCCUUCAAGGUGUUCGACGUCGACGGCGACAGCUUCAUCUCCGCCGCCGAGCUGCAGGAGGUGCUCAAGAAGCUGGGACUCCCCGAGGCCAGCAGCAUGGCCAACGUGCGGGAGAUGAUCUGCAACGUCGACCGCGACCGCGACGACCGCGUCGACUUCAGCGAGUUCAAGUGCAUGAUGCAGGGGAUCACCGUCUGGGGCGCCUGACCAUCAACUCAACUCGACUCACCCCAAGGCAAGGCAGGUCUCUGAACUCGGACCGGCAUGGGGAAGAGAUCGAUCAGUAGUAGGGUUCCUAAUUACCUUAUUCCAGGGUCCUUAUUUCUCCGAGACAGUAUGUUACUUCUCCCUCCGUUCCAAAUUGCAGGUUGUUGACUUUUUUUAUAUUCAUAGAGAUUAUUAUGCAUAUAGACAUACACUAUAGAUGCAUAAUAAUCUCUAUGAACCUAGAAAAAGUAAAACGACCUACAAUUUACGGAGGAAGUACGUAGUUGGCUUAUCAGAAUGCAGGGCCGCCUGAUCUUUGUCGUGUGGCCCUGAUGGAUGCGUUCCUAAUUGACUAGUAGUUGUAUAUGAUGGUCCCUCACUGAUCUAGUGGUGAUGCGAAUGUCCUCUCUACUGAUCUAGUGGACUCUGGAUGUUCCACAACCAUGUCAUGACAGUGCUGAACAUUCAUUCGGUCUCUGCCAGUGAUAAAAACUGUAUCAAAUUAGUCUCUUGGGGUUCA